AUGAAUGUUACCCUACUUUUUGUUAAUUUAUUUGCAUCAAUAUCAACAGGAUCUCUUGCUAUUAUAAAUACAUUUGUUGAUUCAUGUGUUGAUAUUACAACAAGUCUUGUAUUGGGACUAUGCCUAUGGUUAAUACAUAAUACGAAUACUCAUAAAUAUCCACGAGGAAGGGAAAGGCUUGAGUUAUUGGGUGUGAUCCUAUGUUCCAUAAUUCUGGUGGUUUCGAAUGCGUUCCUUAUACUGGAAUCAGUCACAGCAAUCAUCACAGGGCAGGUAGCUCCUGAAAUGAAUGCACUGGUUAUGACGGCUAUGUUGGGUGGAUCGGUUUUUAAGACAAUUCUCAUGGUUGUGUGCUACAGAAGAGGAUCUGCAUCGUCGAGGGUUCUGGCCAUGGAUAUGCGUAACGAUAUUGCGACAACGCUUGUGGCCGUCGUAUGCGCUACCGUUGGCUCACUCUAUUGGUCGUAUGCCGAUCCUGUUGGAGGCAUACUCGUCUGUGGCAUGAUAGUGAUUUCAUGGUUUCGUUAUGCUUUGCGACAUAUUCCAUUACUGGUUGGUGUGCGAGCUAAGGAUGACCACUUGGCACGGGUGCUGAAAGUUGUCAUCGAUCACGACCCACAUAUACGGUAUAUCAGCCAUGCGAUGGUCUAUCACACAUCUAUGCAAGCUAUCGUUGAACUGGAGAUUGUCAUGGACCAGAAUCUUCCUCUGAAGGUAGAGAAGGGCCAUGUUGUUCUUGCGAUGAUGUUUUUUGAGCAAAUUUUCCCCAGGGGUCAAGUGACAACUCGUGAGGUUUCACGCUCGUUACGACGAAAUCUGCUGAAACUCGAUUUUGUGGAAUUGGCAUUUGUUCAUUGUGACUGCGAAUUUCCCAGUGAUCUGGAUGUUGUAUAA
Haemonchus placei is the source of this 894-nucleotide messenger RNA. Lineage: Eukaryota; Metazoa; Nematoda; Chromadorea; Rhabditida; Trichostrongylidae. The record is from the annotation of a GenBank genome assembly.